AUGCGGUUUAAGCUAAUCUCCGUGGUCCUGGUCGGGCUCUUCGCCACCAGGGUUGUCUGCUCGGAACUCUCGGGUACGCAAGAAGUUCUAGAGACUAAUCGCUACCAACGCCCCGACACAGGUGUGGGCCAUUUCAGCGAAUGGAGCCGCCUGCAGAAGAAGCACUUCUGGGAAGACUGGCAGCGCGACAAAGCCUCAGAAUGGGUGCUCGUAAUGGGCAAUGAAGGUGGGGACCUGGACAGCAUCACUUCCGCCCUGGUCUGGGCCUAUCACUUGUCUCACUCUACGCAGAAUACCUCGGAACCUAUGAAGGCCGUGGCAUUACUGCAGACACCGUCUGAUCAGUUGGAUCUACGGCCCGAGAAUAAACUGGCUUUGAGUUAUGCUCAUAUGUCGAGUGAACAUCGGGACUUACUUAACGUUAAUGAGUUGCCUGAGGAUGUUGAGACGUUGAGUGAGAAGCUGAAGGGGAUUGUGCUUGUUGAUCAUCCUAAGCCUCUGAGGAGAUGGAGCGAUGCAAACAUCCUCAGCAUCUUCGAUCAUCACACUGACGUUGGAGCGGCAUCUGAUGCAUCACCCCGCGUAUUCGAGCAGGUGGCGAGUUGCACGACCCUUGUUGCGAGGCAAAUGCUUGAUGAGCUGGAGCAGUUGGACGAGGAGUACCACAUGCCGCAUGAGUUGCUGAAGCUGGUGCUCAGCGCUAUCGCUAUUGACUCGGAUGCCUUGAACCCGGCGAAGAGCAACAAGACCGACAAAGAAGUCUCGAAACGGAUCUUUGCACGCAGUCACUGGGCUCACAGACAUCUACAAGAGGUCAUGAACGAACUGGACGAGGAGCUAGGCGACGCAAAGAAAGACCUCGGAGCUCUCGGACUUCGGGAUUUGCUACGACGAGACUGGAAGGCUUCGUUCGUGGAUACGCCUUCGCCUCGCACACCUACAGUACAUCUCGGCUUCGCGUCCAUCCCCAUUUCAGUAGACGAACAGAUCAAACGCACAGAGUGGCAAGAAUUGUUCAACUGGUUUGCCGUUCAUGCUGCGUGGACGGCGGAAGCGAGUACCGAUAUCAGUGUCUCGAUGAGCAAGUGCAAGACCACGCAACCGAAGAUCGUGGGCAAGAAGAAGAAGAUUAGGGAGAUCACGCUGGUAGUGCGGGAUGAUAUUCGUGUGGACGAUGCGCAGGCGGAUGAGCUGUUUAAGGUGGCGUAUGACGCGAUUGUGAACGAUGAGCAGCUAGCUGUCAAGCCUUGGCAUGGUGCUGAUAAGUUGGGCAAGCGACAGAUGGUGUGGACGACUGAGUGCGAGUCUUGUUCGAGGAAGUAUGUUGCUCCGCUGGUUGAGAAGGCUGUUAAGGCUUGGAGUUGA
Messenger RNA from Recurvomyces mirabilis, 1365 nucleotides. RefSeq lists its product as uncharacterized. Gene Ontology annotation, cellular component: cytoplasm. The record is from RefSeq and is a predicted model, not a curated record. NCBI's taxonomy places the organism in Eukaryota, Fungi, Ascomycota, Dothideomycetes, Mycosphaerellales, Teratosphaeriaceae. The coding region runs from base 1 to 1365 and encodes 454 amino acids. The transcript has a single exon. Gene Ontology annotation, molecular function: exopolyphosphatase activity.